Messenger RNA from Arachis stenosperma, 1009 nucleotides. Its product is annotated as protein LIGHT-DEPENDENT SHORT HYPOCOTYLS 5-like. Gene Ontology annotation, biological process: mRNA transcription; response to light stimulus. The record is from RefSeq and is a predicted model, not a curated record. Gene Ontology annotation, cellular component: nucleus. NCBI's taxonomy places the organism in Eukaryota, Viridiplantae, Streptophyta, Magnoliopsida, Fabales, Fabaceae. The transcript has a single exon. The annotation marks the transcript as partial.
CACUACACAACACUGUUCAUCACUUCUCUUUCAUUCAUCCCUUCUUUUCCUUUUCACGUCCCAUCUAUCCACUCUCUCUCUCUCUCCCCUUCGUUCUUUUCCUUUCUCUUCUUUUCUUCCUUUCUUCUCAUCAAAACAAAACAACUCUAUCAGAAAUCACUAACACCCACCCCUUUCAAUUUCCCUUUCCUUCUCUCAAAUAAACACUUGAUCGAUCGAACCUGCCAUGGACUCUGCACCGGGGGAACCACCUCCACUGGUAACUGCCGACACACUCCUCCUCCUCCUCCUGCGCCACCGAGCCGCUACGAAUCGCAGAAGCGUCGUGACUGGAACACGUUCCUGCAGUACCUUCGGAACCACAAGCCGCCAUUGACGCUUGCACGGUGCAGCGGCGCACACGUCAUCGAGUUCCUCAAGUAUCUCGACCAGUUCGGGAAGACCAAGGUGCACGUCACCGGGUGCCCUUACUUCGGACACCCGAAUCCUCCUUCGCCCUGCACCUGCCCCUUGAAGCAGGCAUGGGGCAGCUUAGACGCUCUUAUAGGACGUCUAAGGGCAGCCUACGAAGAAAACGGAGGACGGCCCGAGUCCAACCCGUUUGGUGCUCGGGCCGUCCGGAUUUACCUUAGGGAAGUUAGAGAAGGACAGGCUAAGGCUAGAGGGAUUCCUUAUGAAAAGAAGAAGCGCAAGAGAAGUACUACCGUUUCAGCCACCACUGUAAUUAGUGAUGGCGGAGAAAUCAGCACUUCUCUUGCUAAUGUCUCCACGGUCGUCACCAGGGAAAGUGACGGUGGUGGUGGUCAUGGUGUUAUUAAUGUUAGUGUAGCUUCUACUAGUGCUACUAAUACUACACCUAGUGUUGUUGCUACUGCUACUACAGUAUAGUUUUUUUUCCUCCUUAAAUCGAAUUUUCUUACUUCCUUUUUUUAUUUUCCUUCUUCUAAUUUUGUAUAACCACUACUAUUAUUAUUAUAUAUUUAUUAGUAAGGAAAUUAGUUUUGAAUUA